Messenger RNA from Microstroma glucosiphilum, 255 nucleotides. RefSeq lists its product as hypothetical. The record is from RefSeq and is a predicted model, not a curated record. The transcript has 3 exons. Lineage: Eukaryota; Fungi; Basidiomycota; Exobasidiomycetes; Microstromatales; Microstromataceae. Bases 1 to 255 code for a protein of 84 amino acids.
AUGGAACCUUUCUCCACUUCAGUGAGUUGUUACACACUCCUUAGCGGGUUCCGACUUCCAUGGCCACCGUCCUGCUGUCUAGAUGAAUCAACACCUUUUGUGGUGUCUGAUGAGCGUAUAUUCCGGCACCUUAACCCCACUUUCGGUUCAUCCCGCAUCGCCAGUUCUGCUUACCAAAAAUGGCCCACUAGAAACUCUCAUUCGCAUGCCCACUUUGAGAAUAGGUUAAGGAUGUUGCAUCCCCAAGGCCUCUAA